This is a messenger RNA of Varanus komodoensis (Komodo dragon), 3879 nucleotides long. RefSeq names its product F-box and leucine rich repeat protein 18 (gene FBXL18). Lineage: Eukaryota; Metazoa; Chordata; Lepidosauria; Squamata; Varanidae. Gene Ontology annotation, molecular function: protein binding. Gene Ontology annotation, cellular component: SCF ubiquitin ligase complex. The transcript is spliced from 5 exons. The coding region runs from base 115 to 2262 and encodes 715 amino acids. The record is from RefSeq and is a predicted model, not a curated record. Gene Ontology annotation, biological process: SCF-dependent proteasomal ubiquitin-dependent protein catabolic process.
GUUUUGCGGGGCUGCGAGCCGGCUGGGAAGAAGCCGUGUGAGAGACGGGAGGCUUGGGGGAGCAUCUUUGCCUUGGGGCGCAGAAGCGUUUUCGGAGGCCGAGGCCGGCGGACGAUGGCCUGCCCCGGAGAGGAAGUAACAAGCAGGGAGGGCACAGAGGAGAACAGCAGCAUGAACUUGAUGGAGUUCUCAGAUGAGAUCCUCUUACAUAUCCUGAGAUACACUCCGAUCUUGGAUCUCAUCCUGAACGUUCGGCGAGUGUGUCGCAAACUUUCUGUGCUUAGUCUUGACAAAAGCCUCACCCACACUGUGAUCCUGCAUAAGGACUAUCAGGUAGACAAAGAUAAGCUGAAGCAGCUCAUAAGAGAAACAGGCAAAGAGAUUCACGACCUGAACAUGACCGGCUGCUAUUGGCUGCCCGGCUCCACCAUUGACCAAGUGGCCCGGUGCAAAAGCCUGGUGAAGCUGAACUUGUCCGGCUGCCACCUGACCUCGCUCCGUCUCUCGAAGAUGCUGUCUGCCUUGCCGCACCUUCGCUCACUGGCGAUCGAUGUGAACCCAGGUUUCGACGCCUCCAACCUGAGCAGUGAGUGCAAAGCCACGCUGAGCCGUGUGCUGGAGCUCAAGCAGACCCUGUAUACGCCUUCCUACGGAGUGGUCCCCUGUUGCACCAGCCUCGAGAAGCUCCUCUUGUAUUUCGAGAUCCUUGACCGCUCGCGCGAGGGCCUGAUCCUGUCUGGCCAACUGAUGGUGGGCGAGAGCAACGUGCCGCAUUAUCAGAACCUCCGGGUUUUCUACGCUCGGCUGGCCCCCGGGCCAGUCAACCAGGAGGUGGUGAGGCUGUACUUGGCAGUGCUGAGCGACCGCACGCCGGAGAAGCUGCAUGCCUUUCUCAUCUCUGCUCCCGGGGGCUUUGCACAGAGCUGUGCCAUGAAAAACCUCUUGGACUCCAUGGCCAGGAACGUGACGUUGGACGCCCUGCAGCUGCCCAAGUCGUGGAUGAACGGCUCCAGCCUUCUGCAGCACCUGAGGUUCAGCAACCCCUUCUACUUCAGCUUCAGCCGCUGCAGCUUAUCCGGCAGCCAGCUGGUCCAGCGGGUCCUGAACGGCGGCAAGGACCUCCGCAGCUUGGUCGGCCUGAACCUGAGCGGCUGCGUCCACUGCCUUUCUCCCGACUCGACGCUGCGCAAGGCCGAGGACGACAUUGACAGCGGCAUCGUGGAAACCCUGGUGUCCUCCUGUUGCAACGUGCAGCACCUGAACCUCUCUGCUGCCCACCACCACAGCUCGGACGGCCCGGGCAGACACCUGUGCCAGCUCCUCGCCCGCCUGAAGCGCCUCGUUUCCCUGGCCUUGCCCGUCUGCGCCAUCGUGGAUGCUUCCGCCGUGACUGCAGACAAGCCUUCCGUGCAGCCAGUGAGCCACACGCCUUUCCAAGGCUUCGGGAAGAAAGUCCGGAUCGGGGUGCAGACCUAUCCCCGGAACGGCCUCGACCAGGGCAAUUCGAAGCUGCAGUCCUCCUUGUUCUGGACUCUCCUGGAAAGCCUCCCCUUCCUAGAGCGGCUGGAGCUGAUUGGGUCCAGCUUUUCCUCAGCCAUGCCCAGGAACGAGCCGGCCAUCCGGAACUCGCUGCCCCCCUGCGGCCGGGCGCAGCUUGUGGGCGAUGCGGAAGUGGCCGCCAUCAGCCAGCUGGCCUUCCUGCGGAGCCUCACUCUGGCCCAGUUGCCCAACAUCCUCACCGGCUCCGGGCUGGUGAGCAUUGGGGUCCAGUGCCAGCACCUGCGGACUCUCUCGCUGGCCAACCUGGGCGCGAUGGGCAAGGUGGUGUACAUGCCGGCCCUCAUGGACAUGCUGAAGCACUGCAGAUGUUUGCGGGACCUCAGGCUGGAGCAGCCCUACUUCAGUGCUAAUGCCCAGUUCUUCCAGGCUUUGAGCCACUGCACUUCCUUGCAGCGCCUUUGCAUCAUCUCUCGGAGCGGGACCCUGCAGCCGGACGCCGUGAUGCUGUUCAUGACCACCUGCCUCGAGGUCAUCAUGUGCCACAUGUUCACAGGGGAAUCCCUCACGGUUUGCAAAACCCUCCAGCAGUCGCUGAUGCGGAGCUUUCAGGCCGACCGGCCCGCCUUGAACGUCGUCGUGUUUCCUCUCCUGCACGAGGACUUGACAGAGGUCAUCCGAGAUGUCCCCAUGAUGCACUUGGAUGAGAUCACCUUGUUCAAAAGCCGGGUGGCUGAGGAGCCACCAAACUUGUGGUGGGGAUGAGGAUGAGGAUGGCGGCAUAGCCGGAGUAGGGUGGGCAUGAGCAAGCUUGCUGCUGCUUGGCCGGGAGUCGCCGUUCAUGAGCUUUGUGGCCACCUUGUCUGAAUGCUGUGCAAUUUUGGUGUUGCUGCAGGGCCAACUUGCCAGGACACUGAACGGGCCUUUUGGGCAAAAUUUGCCCUGGAAAAAGUUCUAUUUAUUCAUUUUAAUGUCUAGCUCAUCCCUGUUCCCAAGGAACUCAGGGUGGGCUGCAAUUGGAAAACAUUGGAGCCUUCCAUUCUGGGUCAUUUCCUUGCUAUUUAAUAUACACAUUCUGGUUUAACUUUAAAUGCAGCUAAAAGCAAGAGGAAUUUAACUUGAAUGUACUCCCCUUUCCCCAUGGUCACUUGUUCUUGGACUGAGUUGUUUUUAUUAUUUUUCUUUCAGUGCUUCAGAUGAUAUUCUUUGCUUGCGUGUUAUAAGUAAAUGCAAAGAGAUAUGUUUAAACUUUAUUUAUUGGGGGAUUUAGAAAUGCAGCCAGUCUUCUCCAUUCUUACAGAAAUGGUUGCAUCGUUAGGUCAUGCUCUUCUGAGUGCAAAAGCAGCGUCCGGCUUUUUAGCCCUGUGGCUAUCCAAAGGCAGCAGCCUUUUCCUGGGACAUCUCUUUGCUUUUGUGCUGGAGGAACCAGCCAGGAUAUGCUGUGUCAGAAUGUCCUGGGAAAUUCCAACUUCCUUGCCUGGAUAGAAAAAUACAAAUGUUUGCUGCACCAAAUCAAUGGCGAAAAUAUUUCUGUCUCUCCAAAGUUUGCUCUCUCUUUCCUGCUUGGCUUUUUGUUUCAAGCGUGGGUGCAAUGUGCCAAGAAAUCCGCCUGCCCAAGCCCAGGCGAAAGGAAUGGCUUUCGCGUGCUUUUGUAUGGCACCCAUUUCAGUGGGACUUCCUCAAGCAAAUGUCUUCAAAUGUACAGGCCGCCUCUUGCUUUGGCAACAUCCUUGAGCUUUGAAAGAUGACUGUGUGUUGUUGCAGGGGCUGGUGUUAUUAAGGUCUGUGUCCAAAUUGCUAGUGUGAGCAGACCGCCUCUUCUUACAGCUCCAUAUCAUACAUCCUUUUAAAGUGGGCUUCCUGGAAGCAGGCAGCGUGCUUUUUAAAGCAUUCCAAAGUGACUGAGAUCGUAUCUUGGAUUGGCACCAUUUUAUUUCCAUCUUGCCAAAAUGCCACCUCUGCUGAGCACAACUUCACGCGGGUGUUUAACCAUUUGCCAUAUGGAUCACCUGGGGCUGAUCUCUCCCAUCUUGGGGACAUUCUGUUAUGUCACCCAGCGCUUGCCACGCUGACCUAUGUGAGCCUUGGAAUCACCCUGCCGCUUUCCACGUCCUGCCGGGUGAGCUGGCCACGGCCAACGAAGACGGCCGUGGCUCAGUGCCGGCUGAUUCUCCUGGAUGUGACGUGGGGUGUUCUGGAAUGGAUGGCCAUGGAGGCCGGGGUGGUGAGAAGCCAUCUGUGACUCUGUGCUUGAAGUCCUGGGCCAGCUUGAGUAUCUUGUGACAAUGUGUGUGUUUGAAUGUGAUGCUGGUAUCUGUGUUACUUGGAUUAACAGUGGCUUUACUGUCAAGAUGGUAUAUAAACACUUAUGUUCACACCUUG